This is a messenger RNA of Acaromyces ingoldii, 764 nucleotides long. Its product is annotated as signal peptidase 22 kDa subunit. Gene Ontology annotation, cellular component: signal peptidase complex; membrane. The transcript has 4 exons. Bases 100 to 678 code for a protein of 192 amino acids. The record is from RefSeq and is a predicted model, not a curated record. NCBI's taxonomy places the organism in Eukaryota, Fungi, Basidiomycota, Exobasidiomycetes, Exobasidiales, Cryptobasidiaceae. Gene Ontology annotation, biological process: protein targeting to ER.
CUCCGUCUCACUUUCCACGAAUCACCUCCAGGGACACUCACGUUUGACCCAUUAAUCAACCGCGGGGUAGCAAGUCGCGAGAGUCGCAGUCGCCAUUCGAUGAACACGAUUCUCAACCGGCUCAAUGCCGUCACGGCGCUGGCCACCUCGACCAUCCUGUGCCUCGUGGCCGUUGUGGCCCUGAUCAGCUACCCAACCCACAAACCAUCAGGCCGCGUCGAGGUACACUCUCUACAAGUCGUCCAGGGACAGGCGCAAUGGCACAUGGACCGCCACGUCCAGGACUUUGUCAAGCUCCAAUUUGACGUCGAUGCAGAUUUUUCGCCGCUCUUUAACUGGAACACCAAGCAGGUCUUUCUCAGUCUCGCAGCACAGUACGAGGGCAAGCGCCAUGCGGCCAACAACGUCGUGGUCUGGGACCGCAUCAUUCGGAGAAAGGGAGAUGCCCACGUCAAGCUCCAGGAUGCAAACAACAAGUACGGCUUCCGCGAGGUGUCUAGGUCGUUCGAAAACGUCACUUCAACGACGUUUACGCUCAAGUGGAACGUCAUGCCCCAUGUCGGUAUCCUGGCCUACGGAGACGAGGCCAGGACAGGCGAGCUCGAAGUGCCCAAAAAGGUCGUGCCGGUCAUCGAGGAGGGCGCUCGACGCCCCAGGCCCGAGAAGAUGUGGUUCUAGAGAGCAAAAUACAGAAAAAAGAGAGGCACUGUGUAUCCUCAACUACUCAAUGAAUACACUGCAUUGGCAUUGUCGGCCCACUGCCU